AUGGGUGCUUGUGAAUCCGUCUCGGAAAAAUCCAUCCAUGAAUUCACGGUCAAGGAUGCUAAGGGCAGAGACGUGAGCCUCACCACCUACAAGGGGAAGGUUCUUCUGGUAGUUAACGUCGCUUCAAAAUGCGGAUUUACGAAUACCAAUUACACCCAGUUAACAGAGCUUUAUAGCAGAUACAAAGACAAAGGUCUGGAGAUACUAGCAUUUCCAUGCAACCAAUUUCUGAAGCAAGAGCCCGGGAGUAGCCAGGACGCAGAGCAAUUUGCCUGUACAAGGUUCAAGGCAGAGUAUCCCAUUUUUGGAAAGGUACGUGUCAAUGGACCCGAUACAGUACCUGUCUACAAAUUCCUUAAAGCACAUAAACCAGGAUUUUUGGGUUCUAGGAUAAAGUGGAAUUUCACCAAGUUUUUGGUUGACAAGGAUGGGCAUGUCCUCCGGCGUUAUGCUCCAAUCACCUCACCGUUGUCCAUUGAAAAUGACAUCAAGAUGGCAUUGGGGAUGGCUUGA
This is a messenger RNA of Sphenostylis stenocarpa, 513 nucleotides long. The record is from the annotation of a GenBank genome assembly. Lineage: Eukaryota; Viridiplantae; Streptophyta; Magnoliopsida; Fabales; Fabaceae.